UUGGGUCAGUUCACGUCGUGUUUUAAGUGCGAGAACGCGAGUAAAAGUUUAAAUUGGGCAAAGGCUAUUUCGGUUUUUCGCAGGUUGGUCCGCAGUUUUGUAACGCAUGGCGAUUCGAUAGCCUUAAGCACCAAAUUGCGCUGAAGGAUUCAUCAUUCUGCUGUCCAGUAUUGUGUUUCAACCAUUAUAGAGCUGAAUAUAUAUUUAUAUAUUUUGUGGGGGUUGGUGCGGGAUGUCCUGCAAAUCUGAGACCCUGGGAUGCAGCCCGUUAAGCCCCUGCAUUAAUCCAGCCACGCAAUAUCUCUCGUGUCACUUCCGCAUUCAUGCACUCCCCUGUUUUGCCUUUCCUAGACUCUACACUCCGGUCGUGGUUUUCUUUGUGUUGUUUGUUCUUGUAACGUUCAUAGCUCAUCGGAUUUCCCCCAGCCUAAACAAAUAUUCCGAUUCUGUUUUUUGUGCUCACAAUCUUUUUUUUUCUAUUCUUUAUUUCGCAGAGCCCCCAGAAGUCGCGCACCUGCAUGUUGGUGGGGGCACGCGGCAAGCAUGACGAACGGUUCCAACUGCACGCUGAACGAGAGCUACAAAUUCAUCUACCUGCCGGUCGCCUACUCCGUCAGCGCCUUCUUCGGCAUCAUCUUCAACGGCUUCAUCUUCUGCCGCCUCGUUUGCAAGAAGAAGAAAAAGCUGAACUCGAGCUCGCUGUUCACGGUGAACCUGGCGGCAACGGACUUCCUGUACGCUAUGUCGCUCGUCUUCCUCAUCCACAGCUACGUCGUUCACGACAAUUGGGUAUUCAAGGACUUUAUGUGCCGCCUAGUGCGCUUCAUGUUCUACUUCAACCUGAACGUCAGCGUCCUCUUCCUCACGGCCAUAAGCCUGUACCGAUACCUGGGCAUCUGCCACCCGAUGUCCACCUUGCGGUGGCAGAGGAGAAAGGUCGCCAUCGGCAUAUGCGCGUUCGUGUGGGUGGUCACGAUCGCAGAGUCGGUGCCGACGCUAUAUUUCAGCGGCGUUACGCUGACCUCACGCCAAGAGGAAUGCUGGGACUUCAAACCGAACAGUUCGUUGCAGGACAAGCCCUACAGCGUCACGGUCAUCUUCACGGGCUUCGUGUUUCCAUUUAUUGUCACCUUGGUCUUCUACUCCUGCAUCAUCCACACCUUGAAAAACUCCUUAUCGCUGGGCAGCGUCCGGCAGGACGUCAAGCGUGUGAACGCCAUCCGCACUAUCAUCGUCGUCCUCGUUAUUUUCAUCAUCUGUCACCUGCCGUACAACAUCAGCAAGCUGGUCUUCUUCUUCUCCGGCGGGAACAGCUUGACGUGCGAGGCCGACGCACUGGUGAAAACGUACAAAUCGAUGCGAGGCCUUGUCAGCCUCAACUGCGCCCUCAACCCCAUUGUGUACUUUGUGAAACAGAGAAAGUCGUGCAGGGACAGUCACGUGAAAACCCGGACAGUUUUCGCGACCAUCUCGAGCAACGCCAAAAAUAUAUUUCCCUCCCUUUGGCAGGACGAACGAAAUCCAAACGAAACCAACUGACACCAUGUGGACCGGUAAAGGUCCAGCAACAACUGAUUUAACGUCGCGGCGUAUGGAAAUUAACUUCCACGGUACAGUGACAUUACGAGUUGUAUUCCCGGUCAAGAUACAAGAACAACAACAAUCGCCAUUCGCCACUAAGUGGCGGUGACGUCACCACGACG
Messenger RNA from Petromyzon marinus (sea lamprey), 1703 nucleotides. Its product is annotated as P2Y purinoceptor 3-like. The record is from RefSeq and is a predicted model, not a curated record. Gene Ontology annotation, molecular function: G protein-coupled ADP receptor activity; G protein-coupled UDP receptor activity; G protein-coupled UTP receptor activity. Gene Ontology annotation, biological process: cellular response to pyrimidine ribonucleotide; G protein-coupled receptor signaling pathway. NCBI's taxonomy places the organism in Eukaryota, Metazoa, Chordata, Hyperoartia, Petromyzontiformes, Petromyzontidae. Gene Ontology annotation, cellular component: plasma membrane.